Messenger RNA from Nymphaea colorata (pocket water lily), 1675 nucleotides. Its product is annotated as UDP-galactose/UDP-glucose transporter 5B-like. Gene Ontology annotation, molecular function: 3'-phosphoadenosine 5'-phosphosulfate transmembrane transporter activity. The record is from RefSeq and is a predicted model, not a curated record. Gene Ontology annotation, cellular component: Golgi membrane; endoplasmic reticulum membrane. The coding region runs from base 1 to 1143 and encodes 380 amino acids. Lineage: Eukaryota; Viridiplantae; Streptophyta; Magnoliopsida; Nymphaeales; Nymphaeaceae. Gene Ontology annotation, biological process: transmembrane transport. The transcript is spliced from 12 exons.
AUGGCGAUAAAAGCCGCGACUUCCACCACUGGUUCCCCUCUCUCUCACCCGCGCGGCUUGAUCGACGCUGGUCCCGGUUGUGCUUUACAGACGGAGAGGACGCUGCUCAAAUGGGUGAUCUCCGUGGGAGGGAUCAUGGUCACGCUGGUUAUUUAUGGGGUUCUUCAGGAAAGGAUUAUGAGAGUUCCAUAUGGUAAAGAUCGUGAGUUCUUCAAGUACUCCCUUUUCCUUGUUUUCUGCAACCGUAUUACUACAUCAACUGCAGCUGCAGGUGCUGUUCUGGUUAACAAAAAGGCCCUGGAUCCUGUGGCUCCACUAUAUAAGUAUUGUGCUGUGUCUGUAUCAAACAUCUUGACAACAACAUGCCAAUAUGAGGCUCUUAAAUAUGUCAGCUUCCCUGUUCAAACCCUAGCAAAAUGUGCCAAGAUGAUACCUGUGAUGGUUUGGGGUACAUUCAUUAUGCAAAAGCGAUAUAACAUGCAGGAAUAUCUAUUGGCUGUGUUAGUGACUGUUGGAUGUACACUUUUCAUUCUGUAUCCGGCAGGGGGAGACAUUAAUCCAUACAGCUCAGGAAGAGAGAGCACAGUUUGGGGUGUAACUCUCAUGAUGGGCUAUCUCGGGUUUGAUGGAUUUACCAGCACAUUCCAAGACAAGCUUUUUAAGGGCUAUAAUAUGGAAAUUUACAACCAAAUAUUCUAUACUACAUUAUGCUCAUGUAUUCUUAGCUUAAGUGGGCUCAUCAUGCAAGGCCAUCUUCUGCUGGCCGUAGAUUUUGUGUACCGUCACAGAGAUUGUCUCCUUGAUGUUAUACUGCUCUCUACAGUAGCAACACUUAGCCAGUUCUUCAUUUCCUACACAAUCCGCACGUUUGGGGCUUUAACAUUUGCGACGAUUAUGACGACAAGACAGUUGGUGAGCAUCUUGUUAUCUUGUGUUUGGUUUGGACAUCCCUUGAGUUGGGAACAGAUGGCUGGUGCUGGUAUCGUAUUUGGGUCUCUAUAUUCGAAAAGCUUUCUAAAGAGCCGACCUCAAAAAGCAUCGCAGUCUACUCAAGCCCAAGACAAAUCAAAUUAUAUGGUCAUUGAGGAUGUUGAACAGUCCAAUGAGGACCACAGACACAAACAUGCUUCUUUGGGAAGAUAACUCCAACAGUUUAUGCAGUCAGAAAGUACCGAGGAUGGUUGAUUCCCAAGUCACGGGCCUGAGGAAAUGGAGAUGGUUCUCAUCAAUGUUUACAUAAUUGCAAUUUGACAGCUAUUGAUUCGGAGGCUGGGAUCUGGUAGAGGCUCCCUUAAUCAUCUAUGGAUAUCGAACUCUUGCACACCUUCAGCUUGGAGGUCUCAAGUUCAAUCUCCUAACCUGGUGGGCAGUUGUCAGAUGUUAAAAAAUAGAACAAAUUAGAUCGGACCUAACUUUUUGUUUUAUUCCCUCUCCUAAAUGGUAUCUAAAACUUAUAGCUGAACUGACCCUAUGCGUAUCUGAAUCUGUUUCUGUAUUUGAUUGGAUUGUGCGCUCACUUCACAAGUUAUCUGCUUCAAGAGCGACACUUAGAUCUCCCUAAAUUUGAACUAGAUUUCAUUUUUAAAUCUGAUUAGGGUUUGCCCUCUACUUCACCUAGCUUGUCCGGUUUUUCAGUUCAAUUGGGAUAUGGCUAAGGAAGGUAAACUGAGUUAGA